GUGUCAGAACUUCCGGGAGGGACCGCUCCCAGCUUCUAACCUCCAUAACCCCUAGAGAAGUGGGGACGGGAGAUCCCACCCCCUUGGGAAGAGCAGAGGAUGUCCGACCACCCCCUGCCCACGCUGGAACUGGGAAAGAAAGGCUGCAUCCUGGGAUAAGGCUGAAGAUGGAAACAUCGAAUAUAAACUGAAGCUGGUGAAUCCAUCCCAGUACCGCUUUGAGCACCUGGUGACACAAAUGAAGUGGCGGCUCCAGGAGGGACGCGGUGAGGCUGUCUACCAGAUUGGGGUGGAGGACAAUGGGCUGCUGGUGGGGCUGGCUGAGGAGGAGAUGCGGGCCUCCCUCAAGACCCUGCACCGGAUGGCAGAGAAGGUUGGGGCAGACAUCACUGUCCUUCGGGAACGAGAGGUGGAUUAUGACAGUGACAUGCCCCGGAAGAUCACUGAGGUGCUGGUACGGAAGGUCCCUGAUAACCAACAGUUCCUAGAUCUCCGUGUGGCUGUCCUAGGGAAUGUGGACUCAGGGAAGUCAACCUUGCUUGGCGUCCUGACCCAGGGAGAGCUGGACAACGGGCGGGGCCGGGCUCGACUCAACCUUUUCCGCCAUCUGCAUGAGAUUCAGUCUGGCCGAACCUCCAGCAUCAGCUUUGAGAUCCUGGGCUUUAACAGCAAGGGAGAGGUGGUGAAUUACAGUGACUCACGGACAGCAGAAGAGAUCUGUGAAAGCAGCUCCAAGAUGAUCACCUUCAUCGACCUGGCUGGCCACCACAAGUACUUGCACACCACAAUCUUUGGCCUCACCUCCUACUGCCCAGACUGUGCCCUGCUCCUCGUCAGUGCCAACACUGGAAUUGCUGGCACCACACGGGAACAUCUGGGGCUGGCCCUGGCCCUGAAAGUGCCAUUCUUCAUCGUGGUCAGUAAAGUGGACCUGUGUGCCAAGACCACAGUGGAGAGGACAGUACGCCAGCUGGAGCGGGUCCUCAAGCAGCCUGGCUGCCACAAGGUCCCCAUGCUGGUCACCUCUGAGGACGAUGCUGUCACUGCUGCCCAGCAGUUUGCCCAGUCACCCAAUGUCACCCCUAUCUUCACACUGUCCAGUGUGUCUGGGGAGAGUCUGGACCUUCUGAAAGUCUUCCUGAAUAUCUUGCCGCCACUCACCAACAGCAAAGAGCAGGAGGAGCUCAUGCAGCAGUUGACGGAAUUCCAGGUAGAUGAAAUCUACACAGUACCAGAGGUGGGCACUGUUGUUGGAGGAACUCUUUCCAGCGGGAUUUGUCGUGAGGGAGACCAGCUGGUGGUAGGCCCCACAGACGAUGGCUGUUUCCUGGAGCUGAGAGUAUGCAGCAUCCAGCGCAACCGCUCUGCCUGUCGUGUGCUGCGAGCUGGUCAGGCUGCUACCCUGGCCCUCGGGGACUUUGACCGUGCACUGCUACGCAAGGGCAUGGUGAUGGUGAGCCCGGAGAUGAAUCCUACCAUCUGCUCGGUGUUCGAGGCAGAGAUAGUCCUACUGUUCCAUGCCACCACCUUCCGACGAGGAUUUCAAGUAACAGUACAUGUGGGCAACGUACGUCAGACAGCAGUGGUGGAAAAGAUUCAUGCGAAGGACAAGCUUCGGACAGGGGAGAAGGCAGUGGUACGUUUCCGUUUCCUGAAACACCCAGAAUACCUGAAGGUGGGCGCCAAACUACUAUUCCGGGAGGGUGUCACCAAGGGCAUCGGCCAUGUCACUGAUGUGCAAGCCAUUACAGCAGGAGAAGCCCAGGCCAGCAUGGGCUUCUGAGUCCUCCAAGCAAGAACAGCUUUAUUGUUGUCCCUACAAUACAUAAGGUGAUUUCUGGCCAUGCUGCCCACCAUUGGCAGAUCUGAGUGUUAAUGGGUUAGGGACGAGUACCCUCUGCCACUUGCUUCUUGCUGCCUUUGUGGAGAGUUGUCUAGCUUGGUGUGCCCAGGGAGGGGCAGUCCUGAGGAAGAAGAUUCAGGGCUCAGUGGCUGUGUGCCCACCUGGUUAGCUCAUCAACCCUGGCAGCUGCAUGACCUAUCCAUCGGAGGGAGCGGACUCCAGCCACCUGGGCCUGCUUAUCAGGACUUGACAUGGCUCAUGAGUGUGAUCUCUGCACUUCAGGAAUUGUCACCACUGGGGUGGCCCUUGAAAGCACUUCUUUUUUCAUACCUCUUCUGAAGGCCAUGUAAGUUGCCCAUUUCUACCUGAUUGUGCACAAAAGAUAGUGCUCCUAGGCAUCCGGUAAUUCCAGGGUCUGAAUGGCAGACAUGAAUUACAGUGCUCCUACCCUGUGCUAAGACCUGAGGCCUAUUCCUGGCUUUAUCUUCCUUCACUCAAGGCCAUUUCCCCAGAUCUUCCUCUCAUUGGCCCCACAGGUGCUAUUUGUGGUGCUGGCCCAGGCGUGGGGCUGCCAAGCUGAGACUUGGCACACCAAAGGCCAGCUGCAUGUCAUUCAGUUUCCUCUUCAGUCAUAUGAUAUGUUGACUUCAUGCUAGAUCAAAUAGUGUUUUCCUUUCCCAAUCUGCUAGCUGCAGGACCUGACCCACAGUUCUGCAUCCUGGCACCCCUUAUCUCCAUUCCUGCUCCCACAUAAAUUUUCUCUUCUUUUAGUAAUUUGUAGUUACCAUCCCCUUCCCUCUGUUGCAGGGACCCAGGAGGAAAGGGAAAGAUGUCAUAUUUUCCUAAUCUAGGCAUGGACUCCCUCCUUUCCCUUUGUUAGCAUCCUGGGUUCCUACGGACUCAGGGAUUUGUUGGUUGAAGAUUGUCUGCAUAUAUAUAUAUAUGUAUAUAUAUUUAAAUACACAUAUAUUGUACAGAAUAAAAAUGUUUUAUUGAAUAUACUGUGCU
Messenger RNA from Nannospalax galili (Upper Galilee mountains blind mole rat), 2851 nucleotides. RefSeq names its product GTP binding protein 2 (gene Gtpbp2). The transcript has 12 exons. Gene Ontology annotation, molecular function: GTP binding; GTPase activity; translation elongation factor activity. The record is from RefSeq and is a predicted model, not a curated record. Bases 239 to 1783 code for a protein of 514 amino acids. Gene Ontology annotation, biological process: translational elongation. NCBI's taxonomy places the organism in Eukaryota, Metazoa, Chordata, Mammalia, Rodentia, Spalacidae.